Messenger RNA from Penicillium diatomitis, 1704 nucleotides. RefSeq names its product type 2C protein phosphatase PTC1 (gene ptcG). The transcript is spliced from 2 exons. Bases 1 to 1704 code for a protein of 567 amino acids. Gene Ontology annotation, biological process: protein dephosphorylation. The record is from RefSeq and is a predicted model, not a curated record. Gene Ontology annotation, molecular function: protein serine/threonine phosphatase activity; cation binding. NCBI's taxonomy places the organism in Eukaryota, Fungi, Ascomycota, Eurotiomycetes, Eurotiales, Aspergillaceae.
AUGUUCAGUGGCUCUUCGAGCCCACCUAAGGAAAGAACAGACACUGUCCCGACACCGGUUACUGGAAUCGAUAUCAGCGACACAAAUAUCCACCCGGACAACGCCAGCCCUCGUGAUAAGCGAUUCUCUCCUCCAAGCAGUGGCUUUUUCAACCGUCGUCAGAGCGACCAAGAGACUGUCACAGGAGAAAAGAAGCGCCGCAGUAGCACUGUCACCAAAGCCGCCAGCUUUUUCAACAGCGCCAGAAAUUCAUUCAGUUUGAACGGGGCCCGCGAUCCAUCGUCAUCCGCUCUGAGCUCGAGUCCCUCGGCCAGUGAAGGUACCUUUUCGAAGCUUGGUAGAAUGGACCCAGCUCUUGUUGUCCCUCAGGGGUCUCUUAACAAUUCCGCUGGCGAAUCUGCACCAACUCCUCGUUCUACUUUCCGGGUCGGUGUCACUGAGGAUCGAAACCGAAAAUGUCGCCGCACCAUGGAGGAUACCCAUGCUUAUCUGUACAACUUCUACGGUACCCCGGCUCCUACCUCACCUGAACCCAAUGCCACCAGUUCGGCCGAGCAGUCUAUCGACUCACACGCAAGCGUGGUAGAAACAGACAAUGGCUACUUCUCCAUAUUUGACGGUCACGCUGGCACUUUCGCAGCUGAAUGGUGUGGCAAAAAGUUGCAUUUGAUCCUCGAAGAUAUUAUGCGCAAGAACCCCAACACGCCUGUGCCUGAACUACUGGAUCAAACGUUCACCAGCGUUGAUCAGCAACUGGAGAAGCUACCCGUCAAGAACAGUGGGUGUACCGCUGUGAUUGCUUUGCUGCGCUGGGAAGAUCGUGUGCCUAGUUCCCAGUCCGCGACCGGGUCCGCCAAUAUUGCUUCUGCAGUAGCUGCCAGUAGGAGCGACGCGAAUGCCAAUGCCAAUGACGUUUCAGAUCCUGAGAGCCUGUCCGCGUCAAACUCGAAACUGCAACAAAAAGCCCAACGUCAACGUGUCCUGUACACGGCCAAUGUGGGCGAUGCUCGUAUCGUACUAUGUCGCAAUGGUAAAGCUCUUCGUUUGUCUUACGACCAUAAGGGUAGCGAUGAGAAUGAAGGGAAAAGAAUUGCGAAUGCCGGUGGCUUGAUUCUCAACAAUCGGGUCAAUGGUGUUCUCGCGGUUACUCGUGCUCUCGGAGAUGCAUAUCUGAAGGACCUGGUCACCGGGCAUCCUUACACCACAGAAACCGUCAUUCAGCCCGAUGCCGAUGAAUUUAUCAUUCUUGCGUGCGACGGGUUAUGGGACGUGUGCUCGGACCAAGAGGCCGUGGAUCUUAUCCGCAACGUCCAAGAUCCCCAACAAGCAUCCAAAAUCCUCGUCGACCACGCCCUUGCCAGAUUCAGCACCGACAAUCUUUCUUGUAUGGUCAUCAGACUUGACCCGUCUCGUGUGAAAGAUGUCGUGAACAGCAAGUCAAGUGCCAUUACAGUCGAAGGUGAUUCGAUGGCCAAGGCUCCUCAUGGAAUGAGUGAAGCGGACAAGAUCGUGGAGACGGCUAGAAACAGUAUGCUGAAUACUGGAACCAGUGACCAGAUCGCAACAAGUGAAAUCAAGGAGGAGAAUGUCUCAACCAUGACCACCGACGAACAAAAUCCGAAGAUUGGGAUACCUUCCAGUGAAUCUGGAGAUUCCUCAUCGGCGGGCGCAACAUCUUCAGUGCAUACCACUCAUAACAAGUGA